AUGCAGCUAGUGCAUUUACCAGUAGAGCUUCAGUUGCUCAUUCUGACCGAAGUUCUCGUCGCAGCCGAGCAAGGAUGCAGUAACCUGGUACAGCGUGAUCGUACCCCUUUGUUCAUUUUACCAUUGCUGCUGGCAUGCAAAACUUUUCAUAAUUACCUCAUGACCCACCCACUAUACCACCGCAUACGACUGUGGAUGCAAUUUCGUCAGAUUACGAAGCAAGAUCUUCCGGUGACAAUUGCCAUUUUACAAGGGCCAGGCGAUGGAUUGUUGCGAGCCAACUUUACGAUCCUGGAUAUGCACGUGCGACUCGAGCGAGUUGGCCCCUCCAGCGCAGACCAUGAUCAGCAAGCGUUCUUGGUAUUUGAAGAACAAAACAUGCAAUCUCGAGGUAGACUAAAGCAUACCAAAGUUCAUGACUGGCUGGUCUCAGAAACCGUUCCUAGACCUGGUAAAUCAAGAUUACUGUCAGCCACUGGCUCCGGCAACCCAGAAGAUCUUGUCACCAAGAUACCCAUCUUUCAUUACCAUCAUUUUUUGGAAAAUACGUUAGAGUUUGCAAACAGGAAUGAACUCUGUGUUUGGAUCUGGAAACGUAGUGCAAGAUUUUUCAGUGGACACAAUAUUGGGGUCUUAGUUGGAGGACAUGGAAGAAGGCGCUCAAAUCGAUCAAUAUACCUAUUAGACGAUCGAGAAGAUGAGCCAAUAGACUGCACCAAUGAAUACGGACAUUGCAAAGUAUGUGACAAAUACCAGUCCAAUACGACUGCCCUUCAAUUUCAUUUUGUGGUUGAUUCGCCUAGAAAUGGAUUUUUAGCAUAUGAACGACAGGUCGAACCCCCAAGGAAUUUCACUCAAGACAUGUUGUCAAACAACGUCCAUUUCUUUGCUGGUUUAGGUUAG
Molecule: messenger RNA, 903 nt
Organism: Umbelopsis ramanniana AG
Lineage: Eukaryota; Fungi; Mucoromycota; Umbelopsidomycetes; Umbelopsidales; Umbelopsidaceae
Exons: 1
Coding region: 1-903 (300 amino acids)
Source: RefSeq, a predicted model, not a curated record